AUGCCCUGUCCCAGCUCCUGCCCCCCCGGGCUCUUAGCCCUGAUGGCACCUGGGCUGGCUCUCAUGGCCACCUUCUCGCUGCCCUCCCAGGCCGGGGACAGGAGAGCGCUGCCGGUGGAGAAACCUCCAGGUGUGAAGGGAAGAACUCUCAUUCUCCUUGAUGUCAACACCAAGAGCCCUGUCAGGAUAAUCAGUGAGAAUUUCCUCUCCCUGCAGCUGGACCCCUCCAUCAUUCAUGAUGGCUGGCUCGAUUUCUUAAGCUCCCGGCGGCUGGUGACCCUGGCCCGGGGCCUGGCCCCCGCCUUCCUGCGCUUCGCGGGCAAGAGGACGGACUUUCUGCAGUUCCACAACGUGAAGAACCCGGCCAAGAGCCGCGGCGGGCCCGGCCCCGACUACUACCUCAAGAACUACGAGGACGACAUUGUUCGCAGCGACAUUGCCCUGGAUAAGCAGAAAGGCUGUAAGAUCGCCCAGCAUCCUGACAUAAUGUUGGAGCUACAGAGGGAAAAGGCAGCUCAGAUGCACUUGGUUUUGUUAAAGGAGCAGUUUUCAAACACAUACAGCAACCUCACAUUAACAGCCAGGUCUCUAGACAAACUCUAUAACUUUGCUGACUGCUCUGGCCUUCACCUGAUCUUUGCACUGAAUGCUUUGCGCCGAAAUCCCAACAACUCCUGGAACAGCUCCAAUGCCCUCAGCCUGCUGAAGUACAGUGCCAGCAAGAAGUACAACAUCUCCUGGGAGCUGGGCAACGAGCCCAAUAACUAUCGGACCCUGAUGGGCCGCUCGGUGAAUGGCAGCCAGCUGGGGAAGGACUACGUCCAGCUGAGAAGCCUGCUGCAGCUUAUCCGCACUUAUUCCCGAGCAAACCUCUAUGGGCCGAACAUUGGGAGGCCCAGAAAGAACGUCAUCGCUCUCCUGGAAGGGUUCAUGAAAGUGGCUGGCAGCACGGUGGAUGCUGUUACCUGGCAACAUUACUACAUUGAUGGCCGAGUGGCCAAAGUGACUGACUUCCUGAAAACGCGCCUGUUAGACACGCUCUCUGACCAGAUCAGGAAAAUCCAGAAAGUAGUGAACACGUACACGCCGGGGAAGAAGAUCUGGCUGGAAGGCGUUGGCGCAACCUCGGCCGGAGGCAUGAACAACCUCUCCGAUUCCUAUGCGGCCGGGUUCCUGUGGCUGAACACGCUGGGCUUGCUGGCCAGCCAGGGCAUCGACGUGGUGGUGCGGCACUCCUUCCUUGACCACGGCCACAACCACCUGGUGGACCAGAACUUCAACCCCUUGCCGGACUACUGGCUGUCCCUGCUCUACAAGCGCCUUAUCGGUCCCAAGGUCCUGGCGAUCCACGUGGCCGGUCUUCAGAGGAAACCCCGGCCUGGCAGAGUCAUUCGCGACAAGCUCCGCAUUUACGCCCACUGCACCAGCUACCAUAACCACAACUACGUCCGGGGAUCCAUCACCCUUUACAUCAUCAACCUGCAUCGCUCCCGGAAGAAAAUCAAGCUGGCGGGGACGCUGCGGGAUAAGAUUGUCCACCAGUACCUGCUGCAGCCCUACGGCAAGGAUGGGCUCCACUCCAAGUCAGUCCAGCUCAACGGGCAGCCACUGGCCAUGGUGGACGACGGGACCCUCCCUGAGCUAAAGCCUCGUCCGCUGCGGGCCGGCCGCACCCUGGUCAUCCCCCCACUGACCAUGAGCUUCUACGUGGUGAAGAACGUGAAUGCGCUGGCCUGCCGGUAUCGAUAG
Gavia stellata (red-throated loon) is the source of this 1749-nucleotide messenger RNA. RefSeq names its product heparanase 2 (inactive) (gene HPSE2). The coding region runs from base 1 to 1749 and encodes 582 amino acids. The record is from RefSeq and is a predicted model, not a curated record. The transcript has 12 exons. NCBI's taxonomy places the organism in Eukaryota, Metazoa, Chordata, Aves, Gaviiformes, Gaviidae. Gene Ontology annotation, molecular function: hydrolase activity, acting on glycosyl bonds. Gene Ontology annotation, cellular component: membrane; extracellular matrix.